Dufourea novaeangliae is the source of this 1722-nucleotide messenger RNA. RefSeq lists its product as uncharacterized. Gene Ontology annotation, biological process: monocarboxylic acid transport; transmembrane transport. Lineage: Eukaryota; Metazoa; Arthropoda; Insecta; Hymenoptera; Halictidae. Gene Ontology annotation, molecular function: monocarboxylic acid transmembrane transporter activity. The record is from RefSeq and is a predicted model, not a curated record. The transcript has 6 exons. Bases 4 to 1533 code for a protein of 509 amino acids.
AGAAUGUCAGUUACCAGGCGUCUUCGUCUAGACGAUAUCGUCGCGUCGAUCCCAGAAUUGGGUCCCACCAUCCCAGAUGGUGGUUAUUCAUGGAUUGUCCUUUGUGGAGUGCUUCUGGUCCAGAUGACCAUUCCUAGUAUAUUGUCUAUGUAUGGAGUGAUAUUAGGAUACAUAAAUGAAAGCAAAGACAGUGACGUGGAUAUAUGGAGCGAGAAAAUUAUCCUUGCGCCCAUAAUCUUCACAGCUUUUUGGAACUUAGCUGAUCCCUGGACAAAAAUGAUCGUGAACAUGGCAUCAACGCCACGCCUAGUUGGCAUAAUAGGAGUAAUUCUUUUGGCAGUUGGGAUCAUAGCAACUGGCUAUCUCGCGACUGGCGGAGUUGGUGCAUAUUUAGCUAGUUCAAGCGCAGGUGCAGUAAUGGGUAUAGGCGCCAGCUUUGUGGUCCUACUAAGUGAUUACGUUUUACGGAAGAACUUCAGAAAGAAGUUGCUCUUAGCUUUAACACUGAGAAACAUUGCAACGUCCGUCGGUCUCAUACUAAUUCCGAAUAUCACGGGUUUGCUGUUGCACAAGACUGACUUAAAAACUGGCCUACUACUGAUGACCCUGAUACUUGUACCUGCAGUUCUUGGCACUUCAACUUUCCGCUUGCCUUCUCCGCAACGAACUUUGCCUUACAGUCUCCUUUUAACUGAAGAGGACAACGAACUCCCGAUAAGAAUCUCUCCGGAUGUUCCUGGGAGUACCCAACAUGCAGGUGGUCAGCACGAGUCAGAGAAUCUGGAAUAUGAUGACGCUGAAGAGAGAACACAAGAGGGAGGAUUGUUCAGUGAAGGAAGUAAUAUGUAUGCUUACGAAGAGCUAGAUGAGGACGUAGAUCUAUUUGAGAAUCCAGCUGUUCACUCAGACAGCCCGUGGAAGCAACAAAUUCGCCCCCUUAAAAACUUCCGGUUUUGGGCUGCUAUGAUGGGAAGUGUAGGAGUGAAAACGUCUAUUCUUUUCUUUUGGAUUUUGUUACCCGUUUUAUCGUUCGGGGUCACAAGAAGCUAUUCCAUGUACAUACCACUGUGCACCAUGGCCGGUUUUGGCACUUUGUUACCAAAUCUUGCCAGUUACAAAGUGUUGAAAAUGACAAAUCACAACAGAAGGAUAUACUUUGGACUAGCAGCUUGGCUUUGUGCAAUUACUUUAACAGGUUUAACAUAUGUUGGAAAUUAUACGGGCAUUAUGAUAUUGGCCCUGUUAGGUGGUGUCAGUAUUGGCAGUUUGUCAAGCUGUCAGGAUUUAGCUUUGUAUGAUGUUCUUGGUUCUCAAAUGAUGCGUUCAGUUAACAAGGGAUUCUCAACUAUCGUCGGUCUGUCUAUACUGAUCUUCAGUUUUAUACACGAUGUAAAUUUCUGCCUGAACAUUACGUCGCUCUUGUUAUAUUUCGGUGGAGUUUAUUGGCUCUCGUCGCCUGUUUUGAGUUUCUUGAAAACCAGGCAAUACAGAUCAUCUCAUACGUCGAACAGAACGAGCGGGGACACGACGUAAUUCACACACAAAAUUCUACAGCCACAGUAUUGCUAAAAACAUGGACUUUACAAUAUAUACCUUAAUUUAACGGUAUUUACAAGUAUUUAUAUAUCUAUCACAAUAAUCUAUUUCCACAGAUCCAUCUAAAAAUAAAAAAUAGUAAUAAAGUCGUAAAAACAGAUAUGUCUUAGAAAUUAAAAAAAUAUG